CUUCCACCACCACAACUUAAACAGGUCAAUUUUCAAGAUGAAGUCUCUCCGCUCUACUCGCUAUCUCAAGGAUGUCAUUGCAGCGCGCAAUGCCCUCCCGCGCUCCUCCAGUCUGAUCACCGCAGCCACGCGCCGCAGCAUCUCAACACGCACCUCCCAGCAUCAUAUUCUCAAACCCACCGUCUCAGUCCCAGCAACACCACUCCAAACCACGCGCCACGCCUCCUCCUCCGCCGUGGCCGAGGAAGAGCUCGCCAAAACCCCCCUCUACGACUUCCACCUCCGCAACGGCGGCAAAAUGGUCCCCUUCGGCGGCUACGCCAUGCCCGUCCAGUACUCCUCCCUCUCCGUCCUCGACUCCCACAAAUUCACCCGCACAGGCUCCUCCCUCUUCGACGUCUCCCACAUGGUGCAGCACCACUUCACCGGCCCCGGCGCGGCCGCUUUCCUCGAGCGCAUCACCCCCAGCGACGUCGCGGGGCUGCCUGUGCACGGGAGCACGCUGAGCACGCUCCUCCUGCCCACGGGAGGCAUUGUGGAUGAUUUGAUCAUUACCAAGCUGUGGGAUGAUCGCUUUUACGUUGUUACGAACGCGGGGUGUCGCGAGAAGGACUUGGCAUACCUCAAGGAGCAGCUUAAGACUUUCCGUCUCGAGAACAGCUCUGAAGUCGAGUGGACGGUGCUGGAGGGUAAGGGGCUGAUUGCCCUGCAGGGCCCGAAGGCGAAGGAGGUGCUUGGCAAGCUUGUUGCGGACCCCGCGCGCGAUGGGCGCCUGUCGAACUUGUAUUUUGGGCAGAGCAGGUAUAUGAAGCUCCAGACUGCUAAGGUGGGCGAGGAGCUCCCAUUCCAGAGCAGCUUGUUGCUGGUUAGCAGGGGUGGAUAUACGGGAGAGGAUGGGUUUGAGAUCUCGAUCCCCGCGCAGGAGACGGAGAGGGUGACGGAGAUGAUCCUCGAGGCUGGUGGUCCGGAGAUGGUACAGCUGGCUGGCCUUGGAGCCAGAGACAGCUUGAGGUUGGAGGCGGGUAUGUGUCUGUACGGCCACGACCUGAACGAGACCAUCACACCCGUCGAGGCUAGCAUGAGCUGGAUCAUCGGCAAGAGGAGGAGAGCAGAGGGCGGAUUCCUCGGCGCCGAGACGAUCUUGCCCCAGCUGAAGCCGAAGGCCAAGGGUGGACAAGGUAUCGAGCGCCGCCGGGUCGGGCUCAUCGUACAGGGCCCGCCGGCCCGCGAGGGCGCGGUGAUCAGGGUGGACGGGAAGGAUGUGGGCGUCGUCACGAGCGGAUGCCCAAGUCCAUGCUUGCAGAAGAAUAUCGCGAUGGGGUAUAUUCAGGAGGGGUUGCACAAGUCGGGGACGCCAGUUGAGGUUGUCGUCAGGGGGAAGGCGAGGAAGGCGGAGGUUGCGAAGAUGCCUUUCUUGGCUACGGGCUACUACAAAAAGGAGGAGUAGGUGCUAUGUUGGGCAGCAUGGGCUUGGUAAUCUAGCCUUGUUUCUUGUAUAGAAGGGACACAAUUCCUACGUUAGCUGGAAGAGAAUCGAACGUGACAAAUGUUAUUUCUGGUAGCCUUGAA
Messenger RNA from Pseudogymnoascus destructans, 1569 nucleotides. It is a transcript of the gene GCV1, whose product is annotated as Aminomethyltransferase, mitochondrial. The record is from RefSeq and is a predicted model, not a curated record. Gene Ontology annotation, molecular function: aminomethyltransferase activity; protein binding. Gene Ontology annotation, cellular component: mitochondrion. Bases 38 to 1447 code for a protein of 469 amino acids. The transcript has a single exon. Gene Ontology annotation, biological process: glycine catabolic process. Lineage: Eukaryota; Fungi; Ascomycota; Leotiomycetes; Thelebolales; Thelebolaceae.